GCCUACUUAAAGACAAAACACAAGCUGACCGCCGCUGCAUAUAAGCUCAAUUCAUCAGCACCGAGGACAUAUGAAUUCGAGAAUCUCAAGGUUAUUACACACAUCAUCUUUUUAGUACAGUUUUGGAAAUAUUUAUUUUCAAACAGUGCAGUUAUUUGCGCUGCGGUGGCGCUUUCGAUUUUGUUUAUGGUCAUCCAAUAGCGGGAAUGUCUAGGCCCAUUGAUUGGGUUAAUUUUGGAGGUGUGUGCCUUUGAAUAUAUUUGCAAACCAUACACGAUUCUUCCAGAUUUGUGAACUUGUCGUUUGGAGAAAGAUAGAGAAAAGAAUAUCAGCAUUAUUUUCAUGAUUGAGCAAAAAUGAAACUGAGAAAAGAUGCCGACGUUUUGUGGACACCUCGACCCGACAUCCGAACGCAGAUGGACGAGUUUCGAUGCCACGUCAACAAAAAAUUUGCAGUUAAUAUCGAAAACUACCAAGAUCUGUGGCAAUGGUCAGUGGAUAAUACUUCAUUGUUCUGGGGCGAAUUCUGGCACUUUUCUGGUUUAAAGUAUUCUCAGAAGUUUGAAUCUGUUGUAGAUACAAGUGCACCAAUGUCAGAUAUUCCAGAAUGGUUCCCUGGCAGCCGGCUUAAUUAUGCAGAGAAUUUGUUGCAAGGGGAUGAUGAAGAUGUUGCAUUAUACACAGCAGGAGAGAGACGAAGUGUUGAGACAGUUACUUUUCGAGAACUUCGCAAACGUGUUUCCAUUCUUUCAAAUGUCCUCAAGAAAAAGGGAGUGAAAAAGGGCGACAGGGUAGUUGGCUACAUACCUAACUGCAGUUUGGCUGUUGAAGCAAUGCUGGCGGCUGCUAGUUUGGGUGCAGUUUGGAGCUCAACCUCUCCAGAUUUUGGUGUCGCGGGUGUUCUUGACAGAUUUUCACAAAUCAAGCCAAAAGUGAUAUUCUCUGUUGAUGCGGUCAUCUACAACAACAAGAUUCACAACCAUCUUGAGAAGCUAACCAAAGUCAUUGAAGAGCUUCCUGAGCUCGAAGUAGUUGUCGUCGCACCAUACGUUGGAAACAAAGAUGAUAUUGAUAUAUCUGGGAUAAAAAAUAGCAUAUUCUUGCCCGACUUUCUGGCAUUGGCCGAUCCAGUUCCCUUACUUGAGUUUGAACAAUUGCCAUUCAACCACCCCCUGUUUAUCAUGUACUCAUCCGGUACCACGGGACAUCCAAAAUGCAUCGUGCAUUCAGCUGGUGGCACGUUGAUCCAACACCUGAAAGAGCACAAGCUUCAUGGUGAUAUGAAAAGAAAAGACAUAAUGCUAUAUUAUACGACAACAGGCUGGAUGAUGUGGAAUUGGCUGGUGUCUGUUUUAGCAGUUGGAGCAUCGGCUGUUUUGUACGACGGUUCCCCUUUGGUUCCUUCUCCGAAUGUUCUCUGGGAUCUGAUCGAUGAGAUCAGUAUAACUGUUCUUGGAACUGGUGCUAGGUGGCUUGAAGCCUUAUCAGAGAAAAGCGUGACGCCAAUCGAAACACAUAAUGUGGCAUCACUCCGGGCAAUUUUAUCCACUGGGUCGCCACUUCAACCUGAUACAUUUAAAUAUGUUUAUACAAGCAUUAAGAAAGAUCUGCUUUUGGGCUCAAUCACUGGUGGAACGGACAUUAUAUCUUGCUUCGCGGGCAGCAACCCAACUUUGCCGGUAUACAGAGGCGAAAUUCAAAGCAGAAACCUUGGAAUGGCUGUCGAAAGCUGGAGUGAAGAAGGAUCUCCUGUUUUUGAUGAAAGUGGAGAGCUUGUCUGCAAAAAGGCUUUUCCAUGUAUGCCGAUCUAUUUCUGGAACGAUGAAGGCGGUGUGAAGUACAGAAAGGCAUAUUUUAAUAAAUUUCCAGGUGUGUGGGCUCAUGGUGAUUUCUGCCAAGUAAAUUCAUUGACAGGUGGCAUAUUGAUGUUGGGACGAAGCGAUGGCACAUUGAAUCCGAGUGGAGUACGGUUCGGCAGUGCUGAAAUCUACAAUAUAGUGAAUCCAGUACAGUUUCCAGAAAUCACCGAUAGUCUCUGUGUUGGAAAUAACCACAAUGGCAGGGAGAGAGUUGUCUUGUUUUUAAAAAUGGCGGAUCAGCAAUCGUUCAACGAUGAUCUGGUUCGUGAGGUAAAGAAGCGAAUACGCGAAGAGUUGUCAGCCAGACACGUGCCUGAAAUUAUCUUGCCCAUAAGAGACAUCCCGUAUACGACGAGUGGCAAGAAGGUUGAAGUUGCCGUGAAAAGAAUUUUAGCCGGUGAACACAUUGCUCAGAGGGGAUCUCUUAUCAACCCGGACUCAUUAGAUUUUUAUUAUGGGAUUCUCGAAAAUGGGGAGAACGGAAAAUCUGAGAAGUAAGGUUGGGUGUUAUAAUUUUUAUUUUUAUGCUAUUAAAUUAUGUUGUACUUGACAAGUAUUCAAUAUGAAGCUUGAUUGCAGAAUCCUUUUUGUCACAAUGUAUCAAGCUAUAGGCUAUUAGCAUCAAGCUAUAAUGCAACAAGAAUAUUGGGCAACAAGCUAUAGGCUAAUUUCAACCGUAACGAAUCCAAUAAGAACCCGUCUAAAAUGGCCUAAUUGUGACCUGAACAUUUGAGACUGGAAUUUUAUAUCUUAACUAUGGAUAAGAAUCUCAACGGAUUGAAUAGGAUUUAAAAAUUUUCCUAUGAAAUGGUCGGCCAUCUUUCAUCUUCUCUGAUAGAAGAAAUUAUUUCUAGGCCAGAGGAAGACUCGUUUAUUAUUGAUAACAGAAAAUUACAGACCUAAACCAAGAUAAGAUUGUUUCCCUAAAGGUAUCCUUUGAUAAUUAAGUUUAAUAUAUUCCUUUCUUAACUUGAAGUCCCUUUUAGCGUUUCUAAUUCAGUUGCAAAGCGAGGUUUCAUUCAAAUAUAUCUUCAGUGACUCGAUCAAUCUUAUCACUACAACGCAAUUUGCAGAGCCUCGAUCUGGGCCCAGAGACUGCCUCGACCUGGAAGUUGAGAAGCAGCUUACUGUUUUACUUUUUAUAUUCUGUUGCUUGCAGCACUUGAAUAAGCCAUCAUGAAGUUGAAUGUAUAACAAACUUAUGUGGGUUUAACUUCCAAAUUUCUCAAUAGUGCCGAGGCUCUUCAUGUUUACUUACGCCAGCAUAUCUUGCGUACAGUCCUUUGUUUAUUUUUUAGAAGUCUUUAGUCGUGAAUUUUCUUAAAGCUUAAAGGCUUGAUUAUAUAGUAGCUAUAUAUUUUGACAUAUAUAUUCUCUUGAAGAAUUUAUCAGAAAAAUGUUUAGAUAA
Molecule: messenger RNA, 3267 nt
Organism: Rhopilema esculentum
Lineage: Eukaryota; Metazoa; Cnidaria; Scyphozoa; Rhizostomeae; Rhizostomatidae
Source: RefSeq, a predicted model, not a curated record